GUUGCCUUGCCUCGCUGAAAGGGGAAGAGGGGGUCAGCCCAAGGAGGAGGAAGAAGAGCAGAGCAAGACAGACAGCCGGAGCCGGGAGAGGCGCGUGUCCACUCGUCCUGGGCCCUGCGGAGCUCGUGCCCCGGGCCCCGGGUCCCUGGCCACCCCAAGCCCUGCAUCAGCCUGCCGCCUGCCCACUGGGACCAUGGGCCUGGGCACGCUGCUGCUCCUGCUGGCAGCCACAGCCUGGCCUGGUCAGGGGGUCCCGGUGAUUGAGCCCAGCGGCCCUGAGCUGGUGGUGGAGCCGGGCGCCUCUGUGACCUUGCGAUGCGUGAGCAAUGUCAGCGUGGAGUGGGACGGCCCCAUCUCCCGCUCCUGGACCUUGGACCCCGACGCCCCCAGCAGCACCCUGACCACAAACAACGCCACCUUCCAAAACACGGGCACGUACCGCUGCACCGAGCUCGGAGACCCGCUGGGGGGCAGCGCCACCAUCCACCUGUACGUCAAAGACCAUCGUCGGCCCUGGAGGGUCCUGGCCCCAGAAGUGACGGUGCUGGAGGGCCAGGAUGCGAGGCUGCCCUGCCUGCUCACCGACCCGGCCCUGGCAGGGGGUGUCUCGCUGGCACUGUUGCGCAGACUGUCUGUCUUGCCCGGCCGGGCUGUCUUGCGCCAAACCAACUACUCCUUCUCGCCCUGGCAUGGCUUCACUAUCCACAAGGCCAAGUUCAUCGAGGGCCAGGACUACGCGUGCACCGUCCUGGUAGACGGCAGGACGGUGUGGAGAAGCGUCCGGCUCAACGUGCAGAAAGUCAUCCCAGGCCCCCCGACCUUGACGCUGAAGCCCACAGAGCUGGUGCGCAUUCAGGGAGAGGCCGCCCAGAUCGUGUGCUCGGCCACCGACGUGGAUGUCCACUUCGAGGUCUUCCUCCACCGCGGAGACACCAAGCUGCCCAUCUCUCAACAAUCCGACUUCCACGACAACCGUUACCAAAAAGUCCUGACCCUCGACCUCAAUCCCGUGGGCUUCCAAGACGCCGGCAACUACACCUGCAUGGCCACCAACGCCCGGGGCACGCACGCCACCUCCAUGGUCUUCCGGGUGGUAGAGGGGGCCUACCUGACCUUGACCUCCGAGCAGAGCCUCCGCCAGGAGGUAGCGGUGGGAGAGAAGCUCGACCUCAAAGUCAAGGUGGAGGCCUACCCGAGCCUGCAGAGUUUCAACUGGACCUACCAGGGACCCUUCUCGGACCAGCAGCCUGAGCUCAGUUUUGAAACCAGCAAGGACACAUACAGAUACGCCUCCACCCUCACCCUGCCUCGCCUGAAGCCCACCGAAGCCGGCCGCUACUCCUUCCUGGCCAGAAACGCCAGAGGCGAGGGUGUCCUGACCUUUGAACUCACCCUUCUGUACCCACCGGAGGUCAGGACCACGUGGAGCCUCGUCAACGGCUCCAGAGCCCUGGUCUGCCAAGCCUCGGGCUACCCGCAGCCCAACGUGACCUGGGUGUGGUGUGGGGGCCACACGGACAGGUGUGAGGGCGCCGGAGUGCUGGUCCAGGAGGCCCCCGGCCCUGAGGUCCUGAGCCAGGAGCCCUUCCACAAGGCGACUGUCCAGAGGCUGCUGGCCGUUGGGACCUUGGAGCGCAACAGGACGUACGAGUGCCGGGCCCGCAACAGCCUGGGCAACAGCUCCCACGCCUUCCAGCCCGUCUCCGUAGCAGCCCAGGUGCACUCGCCGGAUGAACCCCUCUUCACCCCGGUGCUGGUGGCCUGUGUGUCCAUCAUGGCCUUGCUGCUGCUGCUGCUGCUGCUGCUCCUUUACAAGUACAAGCAGAAGCCCAAGUACCAGGUGCGCUGGAAGAUCAUCGAGAGCUUCGCGGGCAACAGCUACACGUUCAUCGACCCCACGCAGCUGCCCUACAGCGAGAAGUGGGAGUUUCCCCGGAACAAGCUGCAGUUCGGUAAGACCCUGGGAGCCGGCGCCUUCGGGAAGGUGGUGGAGGCCACAGCCUUCGGUCUGGGCCAGGAAGACGCUGUCCUGAAGGUGGCUGUGAAGAUGCUGAAGUCCACGGCCCACGCUGACGAGAAGGAGGCGCUCAUGUCGGAGCUGAAGAUCAUGAGUCACCUGGGCCCGCACGAGAACACGGUCAACCUGCUGGGCGCCUGUACCCACGGAGGCCCUGUCCUGGUCAUCACCGAGUACUGCUGCUACGGGGACCUGCUCAACUUCCUGCGAAGGAAGGCAGAGGCCAUGCUGGGACCCGGCCUGAACCCAGGCCAGAGCCCCGAGCCAGGCCCCGGCUACAAAAACAUCCCCUUGGAAAAGAAAUACACCCGCAGGGACAGCGGCUUCUCCAGCCAGGGUGUGGACGCUUACGUGGAGAUGAGGCCCGUCUCCACGUCGUCUUCCAACGACUCGUUCUCUGAGCAAGACCUGGACAAGGAGGACGGGCGGCCGCUGGAGCUGUGCGACCUGCUCCGCUUCUCAAGCCAGGUGGCCCAGGGCAUGGCUUUCCUCGCUUCCAAGAACUGCAUCCACCGGGACGUGGCAGCCCGGAAUGUGCUGCUGACCAGCGGCCACGUGGCCAAGAUUGGGGACUUCGGUCUGGCAAGGGACAUCAUGAACGACUCCAACUACAUCGUCAAGGGCAACGCCCGCCUGCCCGUGAAGUGGAUGGCCCCCGAGAGCAUCUUCGACUGCGUCUACACGGUGCAGAGUGACGUCUGGUCCUACGGCAUCCUGCUCUGGGAGAUCUUCUCGCUGGGGCUGAACCCCUACCCUGGCAUCCUGGUGAACAGCAAGUUCUACAAGCUGGUGAAGGACGGGUACCAGAUGGCCCAGCCUGCGUUCGCCCCCAAGAACAUAUACGGCAUCAUGCAGGCCUGCUGGGCCCUGGAGCCGACGCGCAGACCCACCUUCCAGCAGAUCUGCGCUCUCCUUCAGGAGCAGAGCCACGGCGACCAGAGAGCGCGGGACUACAGCAACCUGCCGAGCAGCAGCAGCAGCAGCAGCAGCGAGCCCGAGGAGGGGAGCUCCGGCGAGCACCUGGCCUGCUGCGAGCAGGGGGAUGCGGCCCAGCCCCUGCUGCAACCCAACACCUACCAGUUUUGCUGAGGAGGUGGCCUGCCCUCCUCCCUGGACGGGUCACCACGGGGAGAGCACAGACUCUGCCCUGGGCCUUUCACUCAACAGCCUGGCCCAGCUCCCCAAACUCAGGAAUGUGGGGUCCAGGAGGUCGGGGGGAUCCCACUUCCAGGACCUGGGCCGUCACUGCCAGUCAGGGGCUGGGGCCGAGCCCCCCCCCACCCCUGCCCCCACCCCCCACCCCUGCCCCCACCCCCCCCCUUCUCAGUGCUGGGCCUCGCGUUUGCUAUACUAACUGGGAGAGCACCCAGCUCCCGCUGAGCCUGUCCCCGCCUUCAGGAAGCACCUCCCCUCCCGUGUCCACGGCAAGGGACUGGUUCUGUGCCUUCGAGCUCCCAGGAGCUGCCCACACACAUGGAGAGGAAAGCACGGCCCCUGGGGCCCUGGCAAGAGGGGGACACCUGCCGCGUGGGAGCAGACCGGUGCGCAGGGCGGCUCGUCUGGAAGAAUCGCACCGUCCCUGGCUGCCUCUAACAACCUGCCCGCAGCCCCUCCUCCGCGCGCAGGCUGCUCCCGCUGCCGUGAGCCAGGCGGCAGCGCCAGGCCUGAGUGUCCCGCCCGGCCCCCUGUCCUGAGCCGGCCAGCGGGGCCCCGUGUGGCUGGCCACACCAAGCACACAGGCCCCCGGGUGCCGCCGCCUCACUAACAGCCACGCUGGAGGUUGUCCUGUCGGCAUUAAACUAACCGCAGUAACA
Phacochoerus africanus (Common warthog) is the source of this 3831-nucleotide messenger RNA. It is a transcript of the gene CSF1R, whose product is annotated as colony stimulating factor 1 receptor. Bases 194 to 3106 code for a protein of 970 amino acids. Lineage: Eukaryota; Metazoa; Chordata; Mammalia; Artiodactyla; Suidae. The transcript is spliced from 21 exons. Gene Ontology annotation, molecular function: macrophage colony-stimulating factor receptor activity; cytokine binding; ATP binding. Gene Ontology annotation, biological process: positive regulation of kinase activity; protein phosphorylation; multicellular organism development. The record is from RefSeq and is a predicted model, not a curated record. Gene Ontology annotation, cellular component: CSF1-CSF1R complex; signaling receptor complex.